Molecule: messenger RNA, 1754 nt
Organism: Leptomonas pyrrhocoris
Lineage: Eukaryota; Euglenozoa; Kinetoplastea; Trypanosomatida; Trypanosomatidae
Product: phosphate-repressible phosphate permease
Exons: 1
Coding region: 174-1754 (526 amino acids)
Biological process (GO): phosphate ion transmembrane transport
Cellular component (GO): membrane
Molecular function (GO): phosphate transmembrane transporter activity
Source: RefSeq, a predicted model, not a curated record
AGGUAACGUUCGCCGCCAUUUUAACAGCACCGCCCUACCCACUUUACAGUCACAUUGCUUCAGUUUUCUUUUUUGCCCUUAAAACCCUGAAAAACUAAAAACUUCUUGUCUUCAAACGUUUCCUAAUUGUCUUGCAUCUGUAGUUUUUGUAUUUUUACCCCCCACGCGAGAGAAUGGCGACUGUGUACCCAUACAUUUGGAUCGUCAUCGUCGGCGCCUUCGUCUCCUUCUUGACGGGCGCCGGCGUGGGCAUGAAUGACCUGAGUAACGCCUUCGGUACCACCUACGGAGCGAAGGUGCUGACACUCACGCAGAUCGUCAUCCUGGCCUCCAUCUGCGAGUUCGCCGGCGCCGUCUCGCUCGGUGGCGCCGUGACGGCGACGAUUUCGGGCGGCAUCGCGAACCCCAGUGACUUCGCCGACCACCCGUACAUCUUCAUGUAUGGCAUGUUGUGUGCAUGCGGUGCUGCCUUUUGCUGGCUCGCGCUCGCGACGUGGCUGACGCUGCCCGUCUCGUCGACGCACAGCAUCUGCGGUGGUGUGAUCGGAUUUGCGCUCGUCUACGGCGGUGGCGGCUCCGUCAGCUGGGCGGACCACCAAGAUGAAUUCCCGUUUGUCGGCGGCGUCGUGCCGAUCAUUGCGUCGUGGUUCAUCUCGCCGCUUCUCACGGGUGCCGUUGCGGCCAUAAUUUACGGCUCCGUGCGCUUCCUCGUUCUGCGCCCCGCCAAUUCGGUGCAGCGCGCCAUCUACUCGCUGCCCAUCAUCGUCACCAUUGCGUUUUUCCUGGAGGCCUUCUUUGUGCUUUACAAGGGCGCCAAGAGCCGCCUGCACUGGGACGUCAGCAAGGCGGCGUGGGUGGCGGCCGUCAUCGCCGUGGCAGCCGGCGUCAUCUCAUGCGCCUUCAUCCCGCUGUUGAAGCGCCGUGUCGCCCGAAUGGGGAGGAAGGCCGCCGAACUCGCCCAGGCGGAGGGGCGACCGAUGGUGGAUGUGGAGGCGGAGCUGGUGCGCAGCGGCUACGACGACAACGAAGACGAGGGCCGCACCAGCCGUCCUGUCUCGCACCUCACACGCACAGAUGAGGAACCCGCUGCGGCGCGCAUGGACGAGGGGCGCAAGAAGGGCGAGGCGACGACGGGCGACGUUGUGCGUGACGAGGCGGCGGAAGACAGCGACGACAACGUGUCCCUGCCGCCGGCGCAGCCACCCACGGCGAGCGGGCUGGAGGUGCAGAUGUUCAACACGCACGCCGAGAUGGUGUACCGCUUUUUGCAGAUCUUCACCGCCAUCUGCGCCUCGUUUGCGCACGGUGCCAGCGACGUGAGUAACGCGGUGGGCCCGCUGGCGGCCAUCUACUCCGUGUACACCACCGGCACCGUCGCCUCCUCCUCCUCCAUUCCCGUCUGGGUGCUGUGUCUGGGCGGUGCAGGUCUGGUCGUGGGCCUGGCCACCUUUGGUAUCCGCCUCAUGCGCUUGCUGGGCGAGAAGCUGACGGUCAUCACGCCGAGCCGCGGCUUCUCGGCGGAGCUGUCGGCGGCGCUGGUGGUGUCAUUCGCCUCCGGCUACGGCAUUCCCGUCUCCUCCACGCACUGUAUCACGGGUGCGGUGAUUGCGAUCAGCAUGAUGGACGUCGGGGUCUGCCGUGUGCGGUGGAUGAUGGUGCUGAAGAUGUACGGUGGGUGGGUGUUCACGUUGGUCAUCACAGCCAUCAUGUCCGCCACCUUCUUCGCGCAGGGCAUCAAUUCCCCGUCUUUGUAA